This is a messenger RNA of Chinchilla lanigera (long-tailed chinchilla), 3627 nucleotides long. RefSeq names its product zinc finger and BTB domain containing 24 (gene Zbtb24). Lineage: Eukaryota; Metazoa; Chordata; Mammalia; Rodentia; Chinchillidae. Gene Ontology annotation, molecular function: protein binding; DNA-binding transcription factor activity; RNA polymerase II cis-regulatory region sequence-specific DNA binding. Gene Ontology annotation, biological process: regulation of transcription by RNA polymerase II. The record is from RefSeq and is a predicted model, not a curated record.
GGGUGUCCAGCCGCUGCGUACCCCGCCGGGCGCCGCCGAGAGAGUUGAGCCUUGGUGGCUUGUGAAGAAAAUGGCAGAAGCACCAGCAGAGCUUUCUGAAGGGCAGCUUGUUGUGCACUCAGACACUCACAGUGACACCGUCCUAGCCAGUUUGGAGGAUCAAAGAAAGAAAGGCUUUCUCUGUGACAUUACUUUAAUUGUGGAGAAUGUGCAUUUCCGGGCCCACAAAGCCUUACUUGCAGCCAGUAGUGAGUAUUUCUCAAUGAUGUUUGCAGAAGAGGGGGAGAUCGGACAGUCCAUUUACAUGCUGGAAGGCAUGGUUGCAGACAUUUUUGGUAUCCUGCUAGAGUUUAUUUACACGGGUUAUCUCCACACUAGUGAGAAAAGCACAGAACAAGUCCUGGCUACUGCUCAAUUCUUAAAAGUCUAUGACCUGGUCAAGGCUUACACAGACUUCCAGAGUACUCAUAGCUCCCCAAAGCCAACGACUUUGAACAGUGCUGGUGCUCCUGUGGUUGUUAUUUCUAAUAAGAAAAAUGACCCUCCAAAGCGGAAACGGGGAAGACCAAGAAAAGUCAAUAGCUUGCAGGAAGGGAAAUCAGAACUGGCUGCAGAGGAGGAAAUACAGCUCAGAGUGAACAAUUCGGUUCAGAAUAGACAGAACUUCGUGGUUAAAGAAGGAGGCAGUGGGCUACUGAAUGAACAGAUUCCGGCAAAAGAACAGGAAGACUCUGAGCCUGCUUGUGAGGCAGGUGGAGCUGGGGCAAUACCAGCUGAAAAAGAUGAGAACCGUGACCCCAAGACACAGGAGGGGCAGGAUGGCCAAAGUCGGUACAGCAAGCGGAGGAUCCGGAGGUCCGUCAAACUUAAAGAUUACAAACUUAUUGGGGAUGACGACGACCAGGGUUCAGCCAAGAGGGUGUGUGGAAAGAGAAAACGCCCCGGUGGUCCCGAGGCCCAUUGUAAAGACUGUGGCAAAGUUUUUAAGUACAGUCACUUUUUAGCAGUCCAUCAGAGGAGCCACACGGGGGAGCGACCCUUCAAGUGUAAUGAGUGUGGAAAAGGCUUUGCCCAGAAGCACUCCUUGCAGGUCCACACCAGGAUGCACACGGGCGAGCGGCCGUACACCUGCACGGUGUGCAGCAAGGCUCUGACCACCAAGCACUCGCUGCUGGAGCACAUGAGCCUGCACUCAGGACAGAAAUCUUUUACCUGUGAUCAAUGUGGAAAAUAUUUCAGCCAGAAAAGACAACUAAAGAGCCAUUACCGAGUUCAUACAGGCCACUCAUUACCGGAAUGUAACCACUGCCAUCGCAAAUUCAUGGAUGUGUCUCAGCUAAAGAAACACCUCCGAACACACACAGGUGAAAAGCCAUUUACUUGUGAAAUUUGUGGCAAAUCUUUCACAGCAAAGAGUUCUCUUCAGACGCACAUCAGAAUUCAUCGGGGAGAAAAGCCAUACUCCUGCAGCAUAUGUGGCAAGUCCUUUUCUGACUCCAGUGCCAAGAGGAGGCACUGCAUUCUCCACACAGGCAAAAAGCCUUUCUCUUGCUCUGAGUGUAGCUUACAGUUUGCUCGCUUAGACAACUUGAAGGCUCACCUGAAAAUCCACAGCAAAGAGAAGCACACACCGGAAGCCAGCAGUGUUUCCAGCAGUAGUAACACCGAAGAGGUCAGGAAUAUUCUUCAGCUCCAGCCCUACCAGCUCUCUACCUCGGGCGAGCAGGAGAUUCAACUUCUGGUGACCGAUUCUGUACACAACAUCAAUUUUAUGCCGGGUCCUAACCAGGGUAUCAGCAUUGUGGCCGCGGAGAGCUCCCAGAACAUGACCGCAGACCAGGCUGCUAACCUCACUCUGCUCACACAGCAGCCAGAGCAACUGCAGAAUUUAAUUCUUUCAGCUCAGCAGGAGCAAACUGAGCACAUUCAGAACCUCAAUAUGAUCGAAAGCCAGAUGGAGCCCUCGCAGACGGAGCCCGUGCACGUCAUCACGCUGUCCAAGGAGACCCUGGAACGUCUUCACGCCCAUCAGGAGCAAGCAGGGGGGCUCCACUUAGCAGCAAGUACUUCAGACCCGGCUCAGCACCUGGCGCUGACGCAGGAGCCUGAGCCGCCAUCUCCGGCUGACCAUGGGGCCCGGCCCUCACCACUAAGCCAGGGGCAGAGCUGACCUGCGUGCGCGGUGGCUGCUCCCUGGGCCCAGCCCAUAAGCCGGCUGUAACCAGGUGGUGAGCGCGCACCUUGUCUGAGAUGCUGGAUGACAGCACUCUGGAGAGAGGCGCUGGCCAGAAGAGAGCUGCAACUUGCUGUAUCCGAGCAGCAGCGGGCGGGCGUGCGGGUCUGACCCGUAACCCUGAUGUGUAUUCAGCACUUCAUCAUCUGCCAGGUUUCUUACUGGACAGUUUUUCUUUGGGGUCAUUGUCUGAGACUUUUCUGUGAGCAUUUAAUGUUCACAGCCAUAGGUGUGGUCUUGCUGACCACAUGUUCUAUUUAGGACAGAGGAAGUCCUGUAGGUUGCAUUGGGUGGGGUGGUCUGUUCCCCUUCUUUCUUUCUCCAAGGCCACUGCAGAGAAGGCAGAACUGAGUUGAGGGAAUUUGUCCUUUUAAUAACUUCCAGUCCCCUAGGACAGAGUAACUUGACACUGAAUCUUUGUGCGGCACUAUAGUGUCUCAUUGAAGGGAGAUUCAAACUCAGAUAAAAAUAUAUUCAUAAUUCAGAAAUCAUGUAGCAGGAAAGGCAGAAGUAUGCUUUAUUAAAAAAUAUGAAUUCAUGUUUCCUGUAAAACCUGAUUUACCUAUUUUAAUAGGCUAUUAAAUUUUUAAUUAAGUAUUAAAAUGUGAAAUGGGAUCAAAACAUUCACUCCAGAUAAACUCUAAGUUUUGUCAGAAAUGAUACUUGAAUUUCACAAUGAAGUUAAAGGCUUCUUAAUUAUCUUGGGACAUAAAAUUGUAUUUAAUGUAAAGUGUUAAAUAUACUCUACAUAAUUCUAGUUGGUCUCUGAAGAUACUGAUCUGUGUCUUGGGUCUGAUAACUUUCUGGAUGUGGAGACAUACACUGUAUUUUUAUGUUAGAUUGUCAAAUCCCACAAAUUGAUACAUCAUUUGUAAAAGUAAAUAUCCUUUUUAAGCUUAAAAAUAAUUUUAAGCCUCAGAGACUUAAUGGCCAACAUGUAUCUAUAGUCAUGAAAUUUAAAAAAUAAUUGUCAAAAUAUUAAAUUAGAUUUGGGUUAGGUUGUCAGGUUCACUAUAAUUAAUUGAAUUCUUUGGCCGUUUUUCUCUUGUAAACUGGGAGAUACUUUUGAGAAGGGGGUUCCCAGUGUGUGAAAGUUAAGGUAGCGGUUCUGGAAAGCAGGUUUAACAUUAGUAGAAUCUUCACAUCAGUUGUUUUCUUCUUUUAAACAUCUUUUAUUUCCCCCCUAAAUCCCCCCUAAACCCAGCCCCUCACACAUCCUAGGCAUACUUCAGAAGUUAAAAUAAUUGAAACUUGAGAAGAUGAAAAUAUUUUUGUAUUUGUAUAUUGUGUAUUUUGCCCAGUUAUAUUUUACUACAUGUAAUUCACAAAAUUUCCAAAAUAAUAUAUCUUUUACAUGUGUCAAAUGAAGUGAUAUUAAAUCAGGCCUAUUGGAA